Molecule: messenger RNA, 740 nt
Organism: Aspergillus caelatus
Lineage: Eukaryota; Fungi; Ascomycota; Eurotiomycetes; Eurotiales; Aspergillaceae
Exons: 2
Coding region: 242-442 (66 amino acids)
Source: RefSeq, a predicted model, not a curated record
AAGACCAAGUCUCGGGCACCAUUGGUUAUUCUUCACGCUACAAUCAUAAGCUACCCUUCAAAUACCUAUAGAGUGGAUAUUAUUACCAAAUACACGGGUACACCCAGAGCCCGCGGGAACCGCCAUCCAAUGUAUGAGUGUAUAUAAUCAAGUGAGAAGAAAUUUUUUUUCUCCGGUAAUGGAUAAAAUACUACACUAAGCCUGUAUAGUACUAGCACACUAUUGCUGCCAUCCCACGCCCAUGCAGUUCUCCCUUCUAGAACACUUCUCGAAGCCACGUCCUGAAAACCUUGUUUUUCGCCGUAAAAGACCACGGGUGUGGCAUGUGACCAAACCAAGGGUGGACUUGUACGCCGCUGUCGCAAGCUCUUACUUCAUAUUGGCAUUGCCCUGGAGGUUAUAUUUAAGUGUGUUAUGGCACCAAUUAGAACAGCGGCAUUAGAUAUGGCUAAGUGGGUUUUGAUGUAUUGCGCGGGUUAGCUGUAGCACGGAGGACCGUGUAUAGUUUAGUUCGGUAGAUUUAAUAUCUGCAAUGGGGUAUCUGUCUUGGUUUUUCACAGUGGUGUAUCUCCACAUUGAUAACCAAGUCAGCAAUGCUGCAUUGCUGCUAUCAAGUCCGUUACGAUGGGUUAUGAGUCUCAAAAUGCUUUACCGCUCCACACAUUCGGCCGUUGAUAUUUCUCAACGUCUGCCCAUCAUAUGAGUAUCCAUAAUAACUAGCACUAAAGGUUUUUUUGAAG